GGCCAUGGGGGCCCGCGCCGCAGGCCCGGGGGGGGACGGCUACAACGAGGCACUGCUGCACAAGACAAUCCUGGUUGGAGACAGUGGCGUGGGGAAGACAUCACUGCUGGUCCAGUUUGACCAGGGCAAGUUCAUUCCUGGCUCCUUCUCUGCCACUGUGGGCAUUGGGUUUACGGUGAUGUUACUUGGAGACUCGGGCGUGGGGAAAACCUGCUUCCUGCUCCAGUUCAAAGACGGGGCCUUUCUCUCCGGGACGUUCAUUGCCACCGUGGGCAUAGAUUUCCGGAACAAAGUGGUGGCCGUGGAUGGUGUGAAGGUGAAGUUGCAGAUCUGGGAUACAGCAGGACAGGAGCGUUUCCGCAGCGUCACCCAUGCCUACUACCGGGAUGCCCAAGCCCUGCUCCUGCUCUACGAUAUCACCAGCAAGAUGUCCUUCGACAACAUCCGCGCCUGGCUGACGGAGAUCCAUGAGUAUGCCCAGAAGAACGUGGUCAUCAUGUUGCUGGGCAAUAAGGCUGAUGUGAGCAGCGAGAGAGCUGUGAGGACAGAGGAUGGAGCAUCACUGGCCAGGGAGUAUGGAGUGCCUUUCAUGGAGACAAGUGCCAAGACAGGCAUGAACGUGGAGCUGGCCUUCCUGGCCAUUGCCAAGGAGCUGAAGCAGCGUGCGGUGCAGCCACUGGAUGAGCCCCACUUCCAGAUCCACGAUUACAUCGAGUCACAGAAGAAGAAAACCAGCUGCUGUGCCUUCUCCUGAGGGUGGCCCAGAGGAGCUGGCAGGCCUGGGGGCCCAGGUGUGAAGCAGAGUUGGGCCCUAUCCUGCCCUCAAGCACCGGAGGGAACCAAGCUCUGACAAGCCAAGGUGGAUGGCACAGUACAGUGGAGCAGAGUGCAUGAGGAGGGCCCUUGUCCUGGUGCCAGGAUUCAGAUCCUGCUGCCCUGCAGAGCAAUGACCUCUGUGCCAUCGUGGGAAUCACUAUGGUGUGGUGACUGCCAGCCUGGCCAGCAUUCCAUGGUGAUCCAUCACUUCCACCACAUGAGCAGGGUGCAGGACACAGCCACACACCUCACUGAGGGAUCCUUGGUGCAGCUGGAGGAGAUGUGCCAUGGAUGAGCCUCCCUGCAGCCCCCAGUCCUGUCCUCCCUUGCAGCUAUUCCUGCUCACUGUGCUGCUGUUGUCCAACUGGAAGGGCCUGGUACAGCCCCCAUGUCCCUGGUGCUGUCAGGCUCUGGCUUCCCUCCAAGGAACUUCAGCUCUGUCCCCCCAGGCUGCCCCACACCCCAAUGCCCACGCUCAGCUGUGGCUCCUCAUUUCUGCGGUUGCUGCCAAUGGCUUUUAUCUUCCUGCCACCACAAAUGCAAUGAUGUCCCCAUUGUAUCCUGGCUCUGCUCGAGGGAAGGGCUGGGAUGGGGAAGGGUCCAGCCAAACCUGCUCCCUGCCCACACAGCUGGUGUGAGAAAUAAAAUUCCCCUGGGAGCAUCUGAGCAAUGCUUGGGGCACUUCUGGUACACACAGCAAUUUGGAAAAACUUUGCUUCCCCCAUGUUGUAGCCACAGAAAUUAGAGAAUUUUUUUUUUUUUUUAAAGAAAAGGCUUUUUCAUUUCAAUGCCUCCACACUGAACCAUCUCCAACCUCAAGCAGGAGAUGCCCAUGAUGGCAUCACCUGGGGCGAUGCUUCAGCCCUGCUACCUCCCAGGCCAGGCUGGGUUUCUCUCCUGUCACUGUCCAUAUAAUACAACUAUGCCUUCCUGCUGCUGGCAAAUAGCAGCUGGAACCCACUUUCAGGCAUCUUUCAGAUGCCUGAGAGCCUUCAGCCAGCAAACUGCUCUGUUGGGUGCUGGUGGGGCUCAGGGACAUCCCUGGUGCUCAGCCCAGCUCUGUUGCUCCCUUGAGCACACUGUCCACUGCUCUGAGCAGUCAGAUGGUGAAUAUUUGGUUGUGUAACUGAAGCAUUGAUGCAGAGAGCAGCUGUGGAGGGUAUGGCACUGCACAUAGGAGUCAGGGACUGUCCAGCACAUCUGUCCCCAUCAGCAUCUUCUCUGGCUCUGCACCUGACUGCUUGUGUCUCACCUGCCCUGGUGCCUCCUUCAUCUCUGCUCUGCUCCUGGGUCUCUCUUUGCAAGUUUACAGAUUAAAAGCUGAGUAUUUUUUGAGGCUUUG
Molecule: messenger RNA, 2158 nt
Organism: Agelaius phoeniceus (red-winged blackbird)
Lineage: Eukaryota; Metazoa; Chordata; Aves; Passeriformes; Icteridae
Gene: RAB37
Product: RAB37, member RAS oncogene family
Molecular function (GO): GTPase activity; GTP binding
Source: RefSeq, a predicted model, not a curated record